Medioppia subpectinata is the source of this 1003-nucleotide messenger RNA. Lineage: Eukaryota; Metazoa; Arthropoda; Arachnida; Sarcoptiformes; Oppiidae. The record is from the annotation of a GenBank genome assembly.
AUGGACGGCACAAACCACUCGUACAACGCGAUGCCAUCGAUGGUGAACCCGCACAACGAGAUGGCAGAUCCGGCCGAAGAGCAGCACCUGAUGUUUCUGCAGAGCCAACUCGUCCAGCCGUCGCCCCUUCAACCCCCACAUCACGACCACAUGUCCACCACAUCCAGCGCCUCCACACCCGCCGCCCCCCACACACCCCACACACCCCUCACGCCCUCCAAACGCAUGGCCGGACCCAACACUCCAUCAGUGAUUCAGAGCACUGCCAACACUCCCUCAUAUAUGCCAUCGUCGGUGUUAGGCGUGGGUCCGUCCGGUCCGAUGACACCGAUGACGCCCAUGACUCCCGUCACACCGCUGUCCACCGAUCCCGGGAUUGUGCCGCAGCUCCAGAACAUAGUGUCGACCGUAAACCUGGGCUGUCGUCUGGACCUCAAAAAGAUAGCACUUCACGCCAGAAAUGCUGAAUACAAUCCAAAGCGUUUCGCAGCCGUUAUUAUGCGAAUACGAGAGCCCAGGACUACGGCUUUGAUCUUCAGUUCAGGCAAAAUGGUCUGUACGGGUGCUAAGAGUGAGGAACAGUCACGACUGGCCGCCAGGAAAUACGCCCGAAUUGUCCAAAAACUUGGUUUCGAUGCAAAGUUUUCUGAUUUCAAGAUCCAGAAUAUGGUCGGCAGUUGUGAUGUGAAGUUCCCGAUCCGUCUCGAAGGACUCGUCCUCACACACAGCCAGUUCUCCAGCUAUGAGCCCGAGUUAUUCCCGGGUCUCAUAUACCGUAUGGUUAAACCCCGUAUUGUGCUCUUGAUCUUCGUGUCCGGAAAAGUCGUAUUAACCGGAGCAAAAGUACGGACAGAGAUCUAUGAAGCGUUUGACAACAUUUACCCCAUUCUCAAAGGAUUUCGUAAACAAUGACUUUAUCAUCAAAUAUAUACUUUUUUUUGGUUUUUUAGAUAUAUUAAUUAAUUUUCGAUUAAAAACAAAUUCAUUUCAUUUUUCACAAACA